UCUUUAGAAUUGCUCCUUUAUUCGUAACAAUUCGAAAUCGAUCUUUUCAUCAAUGUUUUACGACCAGGAAACGUAUGGGGAUCAUAUAGGCAUCAGCUACUUCCAUCCUGUGAACCAAAGCUUAUGCAUCAUGCCUUCGUUAAUCAGUUGUCACGCGGAGAUUUAAGUUUUAUGUUGGCUCGAAGGACCAAUUACGAAGGACUAUCAAAAGGCAGAUCUUGUUCGCAUCCAUUAUGCAUCGUUAAACUUUAAAGACGUAAUGUUGGCAACAGGUAAAAUAGGAUUAGAUAAAUUUCAACAGGAAAGAAGAUAUGUUGACUGCGUACUUGGAUUAGAAUAUAGCGGAAUCACUAUUGAUGGUCGACGUAUUAUGGGACUUAAUCAAAACAAAUGCUUAUCAAAUCUUUGCCAAAUGGACGACAUUUUUUCUUGGACCGUACCUGAAAGUUGGGAUUUGGAAGAUGCAGCGACAGUACCAUGCGUAUAUUCCACAUGUAUUGCUGCACUUUAUAUUAACGGAGAAAUGAAAAAGGGUGAUAGAAAACUUAUCCACUCUGGUGCUGGUGGUGUUGGCCAAACUGGUGUUUACUUAGCUCUUCAUGAAGGCUGUGAAGUAUUCACUACAGUUAGUACAUCAGAAAAACAUAAAUUCAUUAAAGAAACAUUUCCCAAUAUCUACGAUAAUCAUAUUGGAAAUUCUCGAGAUACUAGCUUCGAACAAAUGAUUUUGCAAGAAACCGACGGUAGAGGUGUAGAUAUAGUUCUAAAUUCUUUAGCAGAAGAAAAACUUCUAGCAUCUCUGCGUUGUUUAGCUCAUGAAAGGAGAUUUUUAGAAAAUGGAAAGUUUGACUUAGCCGCAGAUAAUCCGUUAGACAUCGAUGUCUUUUUGAAGGAGAUCAGUUUUCAUGCUGUAAUGUUAGAUCAAAUUAUAGUUACCAAGGACGGAAUCAGAAAUGAAAUAAGUUCAAGAGUAAACAAACUCCUUAAAGAAAAUGCAAUCAAACCUAUUGUAAGAAGCAUCUUCGGCAGAGAUCAAAUAGAGAAAGCUUUUAGAUUCACGGCUGCAUGUAAACAUAUUGGAAAAGUACUAAUAAAGAUACGCGAAGAAAAUGAACAACUGAAUACACCGAUUUUGGCUGAACUUUAUUAUAGAUGUCUCCCGAACAAAAGUUAUAUAAUUUUUGGCGGCUUGGGUAGCUUUGGUUUAGAAUUAAUCGAUUGGUUGGUUCUUCGAAAUGCUAAAAAUAUUAUCAUUACUUCACGAAACGGCUUAAAGAAUGGUUAUCAACAAAUGAGAAUCAAGAGAUGGGAAUCAUACGGCGUGAAUAUUAAGAUCCUGGUCGGUCUCGAUGCGGCUAAACGAGAAGACUGCGAGCUUGUAGUAAAAUCAGCAAUAGAUCAAGGUCCCAUCGAUGGUAUAUUUAACCUCGCGGUGUCUUUGAAAGAUUGUAUUUGUUGUAACCAAACGAUGAAAACUUUUGAAGAAUGUUUCAAGGGAAAGGUCUGGGCAACGAAAUGCUUGGACGAAUUUACUAGAACGCUUUGUUCAGAUCUUCGGCAUUUCGUAGUCUUCUCUUCCGUCUCGUGCGAAAGAGGAAAUGCUGGCCAAACGAAUUAUGGUAUGGCUAAUUCCAUUAUGGAAAGAAUAUGCGAAAAAAGGGUAGAAGAAGGUUUGCCUGGAUUAGCUAUUCAAUGGGGAGCGAUUGGAGACGUCGGUCUUGUCGCGGAUAUGCAGGAUAAUGAUAAAGAACUUGUUAUUGGCAGUACUCUACAGCAAAAAAUAACAUCAUGUUUAGAAGAAAUGAAUCGAUUUUUGCUACAGGAUAAACCUAUAGUUGCUAGUAUGAUAGUCGCUGAAAAACAAUUAGAUGGCGAUCGUGAGGACAAUGUCGUAAAUGCUGUCUUAAAAAUUAUGUGUAUUAAAGACUUAAAGAGCGUCAAUCAACAAAUUUGCUUGGCUGAACUUGGAAUGGAUUCUAUGAUGGGUGUAGAAAUAAAACACACUUUAGAGCGCGAGUAUGAAAUAUAUCUCAACGCAGAAGAUAUUCGCAGCUUAAACGUUGCCAAACUUAUGGAAAUAGAUAAUAAGCGAACAGAAAUUAGUAACCGUAUUCAAAUUGCUACCGACAAAACAUUAUUUGGUACAAAGAUAUUGAUGCAAUCGUUCGGCGAAGAACUUUCCUCCGAACUAAUUAUCUCCCUUAAAACUAACCCAGAGGAAGGUCGAAGCGAGAUAUUCUUCAUUCCAGGUAUUGAAGGCUAUCGUAUCAUUUUCAAAACACAAAACAUUAGACUCGAAAAUUAAGUCGCCAGCGACUUGUUUCCAACUUGGGCCUAAUUAUGAAUUAGAAACUAUAGAAGAAAUGGCCCUUUCAUUUCUACCGAAUAUAUUAGAGAAACUUAAAGAUCGAAAAGAUUUUACCUUAGUGGGGUACUCAUUCGGAUCGCUUGUAACAAUUGAACUCACACGACAAUUAGAAGCCAAAGGAUUUAAAGGCCAGCUAAUUUUGAUAGACGGUGCUCCUCAACUAUUGAAAAAACUUGUAGAUCAACAGUUUCAAUCGUCAUCGGAGGAAGAACUACGAAACAAACUUUUUGUUUUUAUAGCGCAGACACUUACAUUUGUUAAUAGUGAACAGCUCGUACUUGAAUUAGAAAAAUCCAAAAUGUGGGAUGAGAAAGUAAAUGCAUUCGUUAAUGUAUUGGCUCCCGAACACAAGCAAUUAUAUUUGGAAUGAGAUAUAAAAAACGCUCUACUUUCAUUUUAUGUGAGAUUGCAAGCAUCCAUGAAAUAUAAUCCAGAACCAAUACCAUAUAUAAGAACUCCAAUCACAUUGUUCAAACCGAUGUUAUCGUCUGUACGACAUAUCUCGUAUGAUUAUGGAUUACAGGAAAUAACUGGCGGCAAAGUAGAAGUAUAUGUUAUUGAUGGCAAUCAUUCCACGAUAUUA
Vespa mandarinia (Asian giant hornet) is the source of this 2951-nucleotide messenger RNA. RefSeq names its product fatty acid synthase-like. Gene Ontology annotation, biological process: fatty acid biosynthetic process. Lineage: Eukaryota; Metazoa; Arthropoda; Insecta; Hymenoptera; Vespidae. The record is from RefSeq and is a predicted model, not a curated record. Gene Ontology annotation, molecular function: oxidoreductase activity; fatty acid synthase activity.